AUGAAAUCCUUCGCCAUUAUCGCCUGCUUGGUCUCCACCUCAUCCGCCUUCUUGUUCGGCGGACUUCUCGGAGGCGGAGGAGGAGGCGGAGCCUGUUGUGGAGCCCCAGCCGCACCACCACAACUACCACCAGCUCCAGCUGCUGGAGGAUACGUGACGGCUCCAUCUGCUCCAGCUCCACUCUACCCAUCAGCUCCAGCUCCAGCUAUUCCAGCCGCCGGAUACGCUCAAGCUCCAGCUCUUGGAGGAGGAUUUGGAGGACUUGGAGGUGGACUCGGAGGUGGACUCGGAGGAGGGUACCAGGCUGCCCCAGCUCAAGGAGGACUUGGAGGACUUGGAGGUGGAUACCAAGCCGCUCCAGCUCUUCAACUUCCAGGACUCGGAGCACCAGCCCCAGCUCUUGGAGGACUCGGAGGAGGAUACCAAUCCGGACCAGCUCAAGGAGGUUUCGGAGGACAAGCCCAAGGAGCCCAAGGAGGAUAUCAGUCUGGACCAGCUCAAGGAGGACUUGGAGGACUUGGAGGUGGAUACCAAGCCGCUCCAGCUCUUCAACUUCCAGGACUCGGAGCCCCAGCCCCAGCUCUUGGAGGACUCGGAGGAGGAUACCAAUCCGGACCAGCUCAAGGAGGUUUCGGAGGACAAGCCCAAGGAGCCCAAGGAGGAUAUCAGUCUGGACCAGCUCAAGGAGGAUUUGCCGCUCAACAAGGACCAGCUCAAGGAGGAGAAGGAUACCAACAAGCUGCUCCAGCAGGAUUCGCUGCCCAAGCCCCAGCUCAAGGAGGAUCUGGAUAUCAAUCUGGACCAUCCCAAGGAGGAUUCGCCGCCCAACAAGCCCCAGUUCAACAACAACAAUCCGCUGGUUACCAAGCCCCACAACAAGUUGCUCCAGUUGCUCCAGCUCCAGCUCAAGGAGGUUACCAAGCCUCCCAACCAGCUCCAAUCGCCCCACCAACCCCAUCUCAAGGAUACGAAGCCCCAGCCGCGGUUGCUCAACAACCAGCUCAAGUUUCCGCUCCAGUUGAAUCGGUUCAAGCCUCCGGAUACCAAUCUGGAGCUGGAGCCGUCGCUCAGCCAGCAGCCGGAGGAUCUUAUUCUCAGGGAAAGAAGUUCUAG
Caenorhabditis briggsae is the source of this 1113-nucleotide messenger RNA. Lineage: Eukaryota; Metazoa; Nematoda; Chromadorea; Rhabditida; Rhabditidae. The transcript has a single exon. Bases 1 to 1113 code for a protein of 370 amino acids. The record is from RefSeq and is a predicted model, not a curated record.